AUGUUGAGGGUGUCGUUUUUUCACCUCACCCUCACUCCCCCUGCGUCUCUGCUUCUACAGAAGCAGAGCGAGGAGGAGGUGGGGUGGAACCACGCGGCGGCGUUCCCCAUCGCGGCUGUCACCGUGGAACUGUGGCACCGGCACCCAGCCAUCGGGGAGCUCCUGUUCGCUGACCUGCUGAGCAAGUGCCCCUACUUGGCCCCUUUCUUCCCUCGUCCCACGCCUGGGCAGAGCCAGGAGGACGCUUUCAGGAUCCUCGGUUACCGCUUCGAGGAUGGGACACUAGAGGACGAAGACUUGUUCCUCCAGAGAAUGUCGGGCAUGGCGCGCCUGUACGCGGCCAUCGUCUCUGCACCCGUGUCUCCCUCCAGUGGCGACAAGAGCCACCCCCACGGCGUGAGUCACGGCUGGUCCUGGCUCACGCGGGUCCUGGAUAUGGAGCCCAUGGCCAAUGUCACCCCCACCGUGCUCUUCGGCUUUCUGGAGGUGGCAGGCAGUGCCAUGGAGGUUGCAUACGGCGAUCAGCUCUGGGAGCUGCUCGAUGUGUUAAGGAAAGAAUACAUCCCAAGAAUCGAGAAGGUGUCCACCCCGCAGCAGAUGGGAGCUGUGGUCAGACUGAGGCUGUUCCUCGAGGACUGUUUUGUUAAUCGGGAGAUUCCUUUGCCAAGCGGGCAUCUCUCAGAAGAAUUUCGGAAGGCUUAACAAGAUCACCUUCACACCUGUACAUUAUGUAAAUAUAUAUUUUU
Molecule: messenger RNA, 746 nt
Organism: Lethenteron reissneri (Far Eastern brook lamprey)
Lineage: Eukaryota; Metazoa; Chordata; Hyperoartia; Petromyzontiformes; Petromyzontidae
Product: mRNA export factor GLE1-like
Biological process (GO): poly(A)+ mRNA export from nucleus
Cellular component (GO): cytoplasm; nuclear pore cytoplasmic filaments; nuclear pore
Molecular function (GO): translation initiation factor binding; inositol hexakisphosphate binding; phospholipid binding
Source: RefSeq, a predicted model, not a curated record